CGCGUGAGCCAUUUGUAACCAUGGCUACCAAACGGGCUGCGCAGCGUUGGCGCUAAAGUUGAGCGAGCCUGAGGGAAUUAAAGUCAACGUAAAGCUGUGAAACUCCCAACGCCUAAUUUUGCUUUUACAAGAGAGAAUUAGAAGUGGAGCUGCAAGAGUUGCGAAAAAUCUCAUCCCCGCAGCGGUGCUUCUUACGAAACAGAUCGUCAGAGGAGUUAGAGAAGGGAGAGAGAGAGAUGAAAGGGAGGGGUAGAGCCGAGGCAGAGCGAGAAGAGAAGAGUCAAAAGCAUCCGAUCAGAGCACAACAAUCAUCAGUCCACCCUGAGUCUGGGGGACCAAAGCUUUCCCGCUCGGCAGGACAGUGUGCAAUAGACCCGGACCUGAACUUAGCUACAGACCAUAAGCUUCCUCCGUACCUCUCUUAACCUGGAGAGGACUGCCAGCGACGCACAACCUCAACACAUGAUCACAGAGCGGCUGGAAAGCUGCAACAUUGCUCCAGCAGCUGCUGGUGUCAAAAGACGACUGAAGACAGAAACAAGUGCUGUAUCUUUUCCGAUCUACCGUCGUGACUUGCUGCUCACGGACUGGUCCAGUGGGACAUCCCAGCCAUGGAGGACACGCUUACCUGUACUCCCACCACCUUUUCCCAGGUGUUCGGUCGUCAAGGACAGUUGAUGCAAGCUACUGUGCAAUCUCUGAACAGCCUAAAUGAUCAGAUUGCUCACUUCAUGGUUAACAGACCUAAUGCCAUGAGCCAUGAAGAGGACACCUUUCUGCCCAAUGAGAGAGAUACUCUGAAGCAGUCUAUGGCUCUGAUGAGACACCUGCUCAUGGAUGCACAGGGCAAAAUCCUGAAAAUGAUGGAGGACAACAAGCAACUGGCCCAGCGGAUCGAUGGGGCCAUCCAGUCAGCCAGCCAGGAGGUGACCAACCUGCGCUCCGAGCUCACCGCAACCAGCCGCAGACUGGCCGAGUUGGGGGCGUGUAACCCUGCCUCCCUGGAGAACAACCAGCAGAACCAUCAUCACCACCACCACCACCAUCAUCUCCACGAUCCUACGGUCCACCACCGACAGAAAACUGUGGUGCCUGAUUUCACCUUCCAGAACGCCAUGUCGAGCCUGAUGGACUUUGGGACACCAGACUCUACACUCGACAAAGUGUUGCUGAGGGAGGAGGUGGCUCAGUUGCAGGAGGAGGUGCAUCUCCUCAGGCAGAUGAAGGACAUGUUGAGUAAAGACCUGGAGGACUCACACGGAGGCUGCUCGGCCGACACGCUCUCCGCCGCCGAGCUCAGGGUGCAGCUGGGAGAGAAGGAGCAGGAGCUGGAACGUGCCAAGGAGGCCUUGCAAGCUAUGAAGGGUGAUCGGAAAAGGUUAAAGGCUGAGAAAGCAGAUCUGGUCAAUCAGAUGCAGCAGCUUUACACCACACUGGAGAGCCGAGAGGAACAACUCAGAGACUUCAUCCGAAACUAUGACCAGCACAGAAAGGAGAGCGAAGACGCAGUGAAAGCUCUGGCUAAAGAAAAGGACUUGUUGGAGAGAGAGAAAUGGGACCUGCGCAGGCAGACCAAAGAGGCCACGGAGCAAGCCAGCAGCUUACGCUCUCAGAUAGACAUGAAGGAGAACCGAAUCAAAGAGCUGGAGGCGGAGCUCACCAUGGCAAAGCAAUCUCUGGCCACCCUCACUAAAGACGUGCCAAAGCGUCACUCCCUGGCCAUGCCGUCGGAGCCGGUGGUGAAUGGCAGUCAGGAGUGGGUGAUGCAGGCAGACCUUCCCCUCACGGCAGCUAUCAGACAGAGUCAACAGACCCUUUACCACGCACACCCCGCCGACAGGCAAGCUGCAUUGAGGAUCAGCCCCUGUCACUCCCGACAGCCCUCCAUCAUCUCUGACGCUUCGGCUGCCGACGGCGACCGCUCGUCCACCCCGAGCGACAUCAACUCGCCCCGCCACCGGACACAUUCUCUCUGCAAUUCCAUGGAGGACCUCGAGGACCAGAAGCGUAAGAAGAAGAAGGAGAAGAUAAGUCUCGGUUCACUGUCCCGAGUCUUCGCCCGUGGUAAAUCACAACGCAAGUCUUUGGAUCCGGGCCUGUUUGAUGGUACUUCCACCCCUGAUUACUAUAUAGAGGAGGAUGCUGACUGGUGAUAGUACUGUGUGUGUGUGUAUGUGUGUCUGCAUGUACGCCUGGAUGCGUGUAUGUGCGCGUGAGUGUAUCCGCAUCUGUGUGUGCCUUCAAAUGUAUUCCCAGUGAAAAACGCAGGAAAGAGGAAGAACCGCUGCCUCCCUGAUAUGUACAUAAUGACGUCUAUGUAAAUGAAAUAUAUAUUUAUAUAUGUAUGCAUAUGUAGAUAUGUUUACAUGCAUAUAAAUAUAUACACGGGAUCAUUUGCGUGUGAAUAUGUUUAUGCUGUUUAUUAUGCUUUAUUUGUGGUAAUAUAUGUCUCUUUUUUUAUAAACUGGAAACUUGAAAUACUGCUGAGCAUUUGUAAAUAGGAACUCUUGUGCACCUUGUGUUGCUGAUGUUUUUUUAUGUGGAAUGCAUCUUUUUACAUGACUGCUUUUAUCAUGCGCCCAAAAGGCUCCAGGCUAUCUUCAUAUAUCACACCGCUCGGUCCAUCGCCCCGCCUUUAUCAUGAAAUGAUUUAAUGUUUGACAUUCAAUCUACAAAAGAACCGAGCAUUGGGAUAAAAUCUCUUGGCUGUACACCACAGUCACAGUUGCAGAACAGGUGUAUUUUUUGUUUACCGAACACUGACAAAUCGGGAAUAACGAUGAUUUGGAAGCAAGGGAAUUUUUUUAUUAGGCUUUCCUUUCUGCACUGAGGAUUUUUGAUAAAUGUGAAUCCAAAAUCCAAUCCAUUUUUUUUUAAGGCGGCUGCAUAAAUCCUGUUUUUGUCUGAGCUUUUUCACUUCAGUUAUAAUUGGACUGAAGUUACGGUUUAUGUAUUAAGCUGGUCGUGUCCGAGUUGUUGCACGCUCUGAUGUGAUUUAUGUUUAAUGUUUCAGACGUGUGUUAACAGCUUAGGUCACCUGGCCCUAUUUUCAUUAAAGGAAAUGUAGCAUUAUUUAUUAGAGUUUAUCAUUUUUAAAAAUGUAUUUUUUUAACCCAUGCCAGAUUUUGCGCUAACUCACUGUUGACUUUAGAUAAAUGACACACACACACAAUUCUGAUAUAUACUAUAUUUUCCCCAAAACUGGGUGCUGACCUCAUGUGGACCUUACUGUACCUGUACAUCAACUAAGUGCCAAAGGUUUCUAAAGGAGGUUGCUAUUUUGUUUUGCAGUAUACAAGAAAAUGUCUGUACAUAGGAAUAUUUUCAUCGCAACCGCUCUCAUAACACACCCUGCUUCCAUAAUCCACAUCCUUUAUCAUUAAUGUUGAAACCAAUGAUGUCAUAACCCAUCUCGCUGACAUAUUCUUUCCGCUGCAAAUUUUCCUUUGCAUCCUGGUGGCACUGAUUUUUUUUUUUAAGUUCUUUUCUUUAUUUUUGAUCUUUUAAUUAAAUUAAAUUGACCUUCUUCCUCAUGUCAAUCUAAUGAGUUUAUGUUGUAAGGUCUGUAAAGUAGAUUCUAUCAGAUAUAUGAUUAAAGUACUUUAUUUAAAGAUCUGGAAGGAGGUCAUUUCAAUGAAACCGGACUGUCUUGGAGUUUACAGUCAGAUUAUUGAAAAGGUUUUAACGUUCUGGAGAUUAAAAAAAUUAAACUUAUUUUAAAAUAAAAACACAUAACCCAA
Misgurnus anguillicaudatus (oriental weatherfish) is the source of this 3740-nucleotide messenger RNA. RefSeq names its product kazrin, periplakin interacting protein b (gene kaznb). Gene Ontology annotation, molecular function: protein binding. Lineage: Eukaryota; Metazoa; Chordata; Actinopteri; Cypriniformes; Cobitidae. The record is from RefSeq and is a predicted model, not a curated record.